AUGCGUCACCUCAGGAUCUCAGUGUUUUUGACGUCGCUGCUGUGUGCAACUGGGAUUUUUGCUAGUGAAGAUUUCAAUGAUGUGUCCGUCUUAACUCGAGAGGCCGGACGCGCUAGCAACGAGUCCUUGCUAUGGGGUCCCUACAAGUCGAAUCUCUACUUUGGGGUGCGUCCUCGCAUUCCGAAGAGUCUCACGGCGGGAUUGAUUUGGGGAAAGGUUGAUGAUUAUGCCGGUGCUCAACAAAACUUUAGACACACAUGUGAACAAAAUGAAGGAAUGGCCGGCUAUGGCUGGGACGAGUACGAUAUCCGGAAGGGUGGACGGGAAACCAUUCAUGAUGCUGGGAACAGCUUGGACUUGACAAUCGAUUUCAUCAAAGUUCCUGGUGGCCAGCACGGAGGUAGCUGGGGAUUCCGAGUCAAAGGCACACCUAGAGAGGGCGCUGAUCCCGACCAGCCCAUCACGAUGAUCUUUUAUUCUACUCUUGAGGGCUUCGGUCACUUGGGAGCCCAUUCUGCGUCCUCUGAAUCCACUGGCGUGGAAGGCAAUGUCAAGCUCGAAGGAUACUCCGCAGAACUUGGUGAUUUCGCCAUCGAUGUCACCACUGGACCGGAGACCAACUCGCACCCCCGCUACGAUCAUCCUAGUUCCACAGACAAGCCAUUGGAUCGCAGUUUUGUAGCUAGUGUGGCUUUCCCAGAGGAGCAACUUUGGCAAGCAAAGGGCAUCUUCUUCACUCAGUUGAAGGCGGAGGUUGAUGAAGCCCUUGAAGAGUAUGGAAAAGAGAACGUCCCGCCCCCGGCCCAGCUGUUCACUAUCAAGCACAGACCGGGCCAGGGCAAUGCUCAUCUUGUUCAGAAGGUCUUCGCCGGUGCAUUCGAGUUCGAUGUCCUGUUCUCCUCCCGCUCCGCCCCGGAACCGUUGACUUCGGAAAUCCUCACUAAGGAAAUUGAUGAUGCUUCGGCUUCAUUCUCUGAGACUUUCGAGCAGCUUCUCAAACCACAGGCGCCAUUCGACUCGCCGAAGUACUCGAGCUUCUCCAAGGCAAUGUUGUCUAACCUCAUUGGCGGCAUUGGGUUCUUCCACGGUGAUGAUGUCGUGGAUCGGUCCGCAAAUCCUGCGUAUGAAGAGGAGAAUGAAGGCUUCUGGGAAGAGACCGCCGAGGCCAGGGCUGCCGCGCAGCCUGCUAUCGAAGGCCCUAAGGAGCUUUUUACUUGUGUUCCCUCCCGGCCGUUCUUCCCUAGAGGAUUCCUUUGGGAUGAAGGUUUCCAUUUGAUGCCCGUGAUCGAAUACGAUACCGAUCUUGCGCUCGAGAUUAUCAAGAGCUGGUUCCACUUGAUGGAUGAGGAUGGGUGGAUUGCCCGUGAACAAAUCCUCGGCCAAGAGGCACGCAGUAAGGUUCCCCCGGAGUUUACGAUUCAAUAUCCCCAUUACGCAAACCCGCCUACUCUGUUCAUGGCCUUGGAAGCAUUCAUGGACAAAGUCAAGGCCAACAACAACAAGAGCACCGAGUUCGCAUCCCUGGACAACCAGGAUGCGACCGCGAGCCUGCGCUCUGCCACUGUCCGACACCCAGAACUGUCUGAAGCAUACCUUCGCUCAUUCUACCCGCUCCUUAAGAAGCACUACAACUGGUACAGGAACACUCAGCGCGGUGACAUCAAGUCGUAUGACCGCGAAGCAUUCUCGACCAAGGAAGGUUACCGCUGGCGCGGACGUUCCGUGCAGCACAUUCUCACUUCUGGCAUCGAUGACUACCCCAGAGCUCAGCCCCCGCACCCCGGUGAGCUGCAUGUCGAUUUGAUCAGUUGGAUGGGAAUGAUGACUCGCGCUAUGCGCCGCAUUGCCGAGAACCUCGGUGAGGAAGAAGAUGCGGAGCAAUUCGCCUACUACGAGACCGCUAUCACUCGUAACAUUGAUGACUUGCAUUGGGACGAGAAGGAGCAAACCUUCUGCGAUGCGACUAUCGACGAAUAUGAAGAGAGCGUGCACGUCUGCCAUAAGGGUUACAUCUCCAUCUUCCCCUUCCUGACGGGUAUGCUGGGCCCUGACAGCCCACGCCUCAAAGCUGUGUUGAACUUGAUCGGUGAUCCCCAGGAGCUGUGGAGUGACUAUGGUAUCCGCAGUUUAAGCAAGAAGGAUAGGCUCUACGAGACCGAUGAGAACUAUUGGAGGAGCCCUGUCUGGAUUAACAUCAACUACUUGGUGUUGAAGAAUCUCUAUGACACUGCAACAGUCUCCGGUCCUCACCAGGAACAGGCGCGGGAGAUGUACUCCGACUUGCGGAAGAAUUUGGUCGAGAAUGUCUUCCGCGAGUGGAAGAGGACUGGAUUCGCAUGGGAACAGUACAAUCCUGACUCGGGCAAUGGCCAGCGGACACAGCACUUUACCGGCUGGACCAGUAUGGUGGUGAACAUGAUGUCCAUGUCUGAUUUGGCCGGACCCGGAAAGACCACUCAUGACGAGUUGUAA
Messenger RNA from Penicillium egyptiacum, 2472 nucleotides. The record is from the annotation of a GenBank genome assembly. Lineage: Eukaryota; Fungi; Ascomycota; Eurotiomycetes; Eurotiales; Aspergillaceae.